Molecule: messenger RNA, 1683 nt
Organism: Lotus japonicus
Lineage: Eukaryota; Viridiplantae; Streptophyta; Magnoliopsida; Fabales; Fabaceae
Product: cysteine-rich receptor-like protein kinase 43
Exons: 6
Coding region: 279-1478 (399 amino acids)
Biological process (GO): protein phosphorylation
Molecular function (GO): protein kinase activity; ATP binding
Source: RefSeq, a predicted model, not a curated record
UCAACAAGACCAACACGUUUCAUAUUUCUAGUAUUUGAUUUGAUUUUCCAGAUAUUCUAUUCUAUGUUACCUUAUGAUAUUGUUUUCUCUUUGCUUAUUGCUUAUCAAACAAACAAAAUCUCACUUUCUCUGCUUCAUCUCUCAUUUCCCCCAAAAAUCCACUUUCAAUUCCCAAAAAAGAUCACAAACUUUGCUUCAACAAUCCUUCUUUUUCUUUCUGUUUCUCUUCCAUGGGCUGGUUCUGCUCUUUGAACUGGAAACUGUAGACAGACACCGCCAUGGAAAAAUCCAAAAGCUUUCUCCAUAGUCUUGCUAAUCACUUCAAAUUUGGUUCCAACAGAGAGCGAAGCAAUGAAGCUGACAUUCAGAGAAUAACUGCACAGGAGCAGAAGAUCUUUGCCUAUGACACCUUGCUUGCUGCCACCAAGAAUUUUAACCCUGUUCAUAAGCUAGGUGAGGGAGGUUUUGGUCCUGUUUUCAAGGGGAAGUUGAGUGAUGGUAGAGAAAUUGCAGUGAAGAAGUUAUCUCUCACAUCAAAGCAAGGGAAGAAGGAGUUCAUCAAUGAGGCCAAGUUGUUGGCUCGUGUGCAGCAUCGGAAUGUGGUGAAUUUAUGGGGUUACUGCGUCUAUGGUGCAGAAAAGCUGCUUGUUUAUGAGUAUGUGCCUCAUGAGAGCCUUGACAAACUUCUAUUCAAUCCUCAUAAGAGAGAGCAGCUAGAUUGGAAACGCAGGUUUGGCAUAAUCACGGGUGUAGCGAAAGGCUUGCUCUAUCUCCAUGAAGAUUCGCAUGAUUGCAUCAUCCAUCGUGACAUAAAAGCUAGUAACAUAUUGCUUGAUGAUAAAUGGACACCCAAGAUUGCUGACUUUGGCAUGGCCCGUCUCUUCCCUGAAGAUCAAACCCAGGUCAAUACACGUGUGGCUGGAACCAAUGGGUACAUGGCACCAGAGUAUAUGAUGCAUGGAAAGCUCUCUGUGAAGGCAGACGUGUUCAGUUACGGGGUUUUGGUGUUGGAGUUGAUCACCGGACAGCGAAACUCAUCGUUUAAUUUGGACGUGGACGCACUGAGUCUUCUCGACUGGGCAUACAAGAUGUACAAGAAAGGGAAGAGCUUAGACAUUGUAGACCCUUCAUUAGCAUCAACGAUGGAAGCAGAGCAAGUAUCAACAUGUAUUCAGCUGGCUCUGCUGUGCACUCAGGGCGAUCCACAGCUACGCCCGACAAUGAGGCGUGUGGUGGUGAUGCUGUCAAGGAAGCCAGGCCACAACCACGUGGAAGAACCGACGAGACCGGGAGUGCCCGGUAGCCGGUAUAGAAGACCUCGCCGGCACUCAGCGUUGUCUUCCACCGGUGGUACCUCUGGUUCACACUCUUCUGACUCAAGCUACAAUAGUACCUCUGGUACUGUUACUGCAACGGGAACAAGCUCAGCCACUGCAAAUAUAGUAGACUCAAGAGGUAAAAGUCCAAUUCUGGGUUAGGAAGGUUCAUUAUGUUUUGCCACGUGAUGAGGCUUGUUUAUUCUUUUUGUAAUGUAAUUUAUAUAAGUAUGUGAUUUGAACUGAUUAGAGUGUAGAUAUGAAGAGGGUUAGGUUAGGAAUGGCCACAUUGUAAGAGGUCGAGUCUUAUUCAGUUAUUCUUUAAUAUUUUUAACAGAAAAAUGAGUUGAAAUUCUUCUAAUCUCAA